AUGUGCUGGGGAGUUCAGGACCACAUCUUCUGCGAAUUGUGCCGUCAUGAGACUGCUCUUGACAUCAAUUGGCUAGGUUGUCAACAUGAGUUUUGCGAAGUACACUCGCCUGUCUGCCAGAACCCUAUCAUCUCCAAGCUAAUCACAUACCGCUCAUGCCAGACAUGUAUCACUGAGGCAAACGAUGGAGGUAACCCUGACGACAUUUAUCCAGAGCCCUUUGCUCACCCGGGCUUCUCUGACACCAAGCCCGUGAUCCCAGUCGACAGAGUCCAGUUUCCUGAACCGACGGCCUAUGAAUCGUGUUCGAAUGUUGAGAAUCUUGCAGGACCUGCUGACGAGUUGCCUAGUUACGAGGAUGCGAUGAACGACAUGCCCAGCCCACCUUCUUACGAUUUGGCCAUAUUGCGCUAUAACGAGCCUGAUCCCUGGUUCGCUGCGAGAACCGCUUACGACUUUGCGUUGGAGCGUCAUCAACAGCUGAUGGACGUCGCCCAAAAGUAUAGACAACACAUUCGUAAGUUUUUGACUCAAGGCCCAUCUGCUGACACCAUCAAGAUACUGGACUAUGCGACCGAGAUCAUCGAAUCCUUUCUGUUUGAUCAAGAGCAAAGAAUCUCUCGUAUAGACUUGCUUGGGCCUUCUCUCGGGACAAUUUACAUUGAGAUCGAUCUGCUCCCCAGUCCGCCGGAGAUGGCCUUGCUUGAGCAAAAGCGUCAGUCUAUCAUAAGAGAGCUCGAAGGAUACGCCGAGCGACACAGUACGCUGGAAUCUGCUGAAGAUUGGGAUUUGAGACUCGAGAGUCUGCUAACCCACGUCAGCGUUGAGAUGGCCAGUGCUACCUUGCGGGAGAUUGAUGAGAUGAUGGCUUCUGUGAGGGCUAUGCGUGCAAAUGCUUCGUCGACUUAG
This is a messenger RNA of Aureobasidium uvarum, 909 nucleotides long. Lineage: Eukaryota; Fungi; Ascomycota; Dothideomycetes; Dothideales; Saccotheciaceae. The record is from the annotation of a GenBank genome assembly.